This is a messenger RNA of Salarias fasciatus (jewelled blenny), 1323 nucleotides long. RefSeq names its product synaptonemal complex protein 1-like. The coding region runs from base 1 to 1323 and encodes 440 amino acids. The record is from RefSeq and is a predicted model, not a curated record. NCBI's taxonomy places the organism in Eukaryota, Metazoa, Chordata, Actinopteri, Blenniiformes, Blenniidae. The transcript is spliced from 15 exons. Gene Ontology annotation, biological process: synaptonemal complex assembly; meiotic DNA repair synthesis; chiasma assembly. Gene Ontology annotation, molecular function: double-stranded DNA binding. Gene Ontology annotation, cellular component: male germ cell nucleus; transverse filament; synaptonemal complex.
AUGGAAAAACCAGAGAAUAACUACACUUCAGGUCAAGUUUAUUCCAAGCUGUUUGAUGAGGUGGAGAAGAUGAAGUGUUGGAAGGUCAAAGUUGACUCUGACAUUAUACAAAAGGACAGGAGGCUGCAAGAUCACACCAAAACCAUUGAAAGCCAGCGCAAAGCCAUCCGAGAGUUACAGUUCGAUAAUGAACGUCUGAGCACAAAGCUUCUGGAACAGUUCAGUGAAAAUGAGGAUUUAAGGAACAAAAACAACACAACAAGCACAUUGUGUAGCAUCCUUAACGAAACAGUUCAACGCUCGACUGAGAAAAUGCAUUUACUUGAAUCUGAAAGAGAAGAAACUCAUCAACUCUUUGUGGAAAACACUGACAGUAUUAAAAAACUAAUUGAAGCAUUUGACAGCCUUCGUGUUAAAGCUGAAGACAAUCAACAACAGAUGCACAGAGUCAAAGAGGAGUUACUGCUGCAUGAAGAUUUAAAAGAAAAAUAUCAGCAAGAGCAUAAGAUGAAUGAAGAAGAGAUUGCAGUCCUCCAGGCAAAACUUAAGGACAAAGAAAACCAACUACAAACAACCAUCGGUGACCUCCAUGAAACCGAGAAGCGACGCCAACAGCUGGAAGAGUCGACACGAGAGGCCAAUGAACAGGCGAUGAAGAAAGAUGUGCUGAUCAGUAGCCUGAAGGAUGAGCUGUUUGAGAAUCUGCAGGAGGAAGUCAAAGAAAAAGAAAAGAGCAUCAAAGCCGUGGAAACAGAGGUGACUGAGAAAAGUGAGAAAUCUGAAGUGCUGAUUAACAGUCUUUACGAAGAGUCCCAGAAUUUACAAAGGCUUAAAGAUGAUGAGCUUCAGAGGUUACGACAGGAUCUUGAAGCAAAAUCAGCCGUUUCUGCAGAGCUUGAGAAAGAGGUGCGAGAGCUGAAGGUAUCAGCAGCGCAGGCAAUUAAAGAGAAGGAAGACGCAGGGCUCAAAUGUCAGCACAAAAUAGCAGAUGUGUUGGCUCUGAUGGACAAACACCAGGGCCAGUGUGACCGCAUGGUGAAGGAAAAGGAUGCAGAGCUUGAGGCAAACAAGAAGUCAUUGGCCUACAGAGUGAAGACUCCACCUUCUGCCGAAAAGCCAGCACUGUGGGGAAACGGCAGCACCUGCCUGGAAGCACAGACAGACAGCUGGGAUGGAAUCGAUCUCCUUAGUCCAGCUGCUAAUGAGUCGCCAAGAAACUCCUUGAAGUUGGCUGCAAUCAGAAGAAUGAGAGCUGCUGGUUGGACCGCUGUUAUCGGCUCGGACAGAAAGAAGAAGAGGACCAGUGAGAAGAUCUUCCAGUGA